UUAUUCAAGCGACUCACAGUAUGCUCGUGAAGGCGGGAGGAAAAUUGGCAGUUGUUUUCAUCGUAGUCUUGUUUGUUGCUUUGGUUUUUACUGCUAAAUAACACAUGUACUUAUGUUUAGCGCCUGGUAACGCCAUUUAUAUCCCGUGUUAGUACACAUCACCGUGGCACAGCCUCAUAAAUAGACCUUAAACAGUUUGUUAUGUGCUAGCUUUGCAGCGUUUGCGUCUCACAGGUGGCUAAGCUAACAUUACGCACUUACCGGUAACAUUUGGUGAAUUAACCUCUCUGACGGAUUUAUUAACACAGUGGGAUGGCCACACAGAAGUCUAAACAGAAUGACACCGCCCUUCCUUUCGUUGCUCUCCAGCUCCUGGCACCCCCUGUGCGUCUGGUGUCUGCAGCGCUAUGGAAGGUGAUGAAGCAGAGGGAUGUGAUGCAGUAUGGGGUCGUGGAGGAGUUCGUGACAUCAGCCUGCGAGACUGUGCCUGGACUGCUCACAAUGAGGCACCAGGGCAAGCUGGCGCUGGGACUCAGAGCACGGUUAAUCUUGGAGCUGUGCAGCACUGAGCCUGAUGCGAAACUGAUUGAAAUGCAUCUGAAAAGGAUUUGUGCACCCACAGCCUCUUCAUCUUCGUCAGUGAAAAAGGAUCUAAAAAUUCUCAAAACUGUGGAAUGUUUCCACUCUCAUGUUAAAAUAUUGCUGUCAGACCCCAUAGAGAGGGAACGGUACUUCAAGGAGGAAUUUCCUGUGGAGUAUGGCCAAAAGUUUGACCAGGAACUGGAGAAGCUGCUUUGGGAGUUUUUGAUCCGUCUGGACCAGUUCUUUCCAGUUCCCAACCUAGCUCAGACUGUGUCAUGGCUCAGUGAAGUCCCUCUUGUGCUGGAGGAGUGUGCACGGGCAGCCACCCAGCCCCAGCUCCUGAAGAUUUUACUGGAGCAUCAGACCUGCCUGGGUCAUCUGGAAACAGCAGCAUCCCUUCCUCCAAACAUGGGAGACUCCAUCCUGGCUUCACUUUCUCUGCCACCAUCCGGAAGAGCCCCUUCAGAUCAGCCGACAGCAUCUAAGACGACUGCCAUGGACCACUCCGCUACCUCUGGGUCUUAUGAUAUACAGACCCGACACAACGCGCCUAUUGUUUCCCCCAUUUUCGGACUGAUAUCUAAUGACGACAUACCAAUCAUGAGCUCUGCCAAAAGGUCACAGAAAAGUGGAGAGAACUCUGAAUUCACUGGCCUUAAACAAAAGCAAAUAUCCAAACACAAUGGAGAAAAAGAAGACACAGAGGAGGACGUGAGCAUGUCAAAAAAAACCAGUGGAAUGAAACGUAAACAGCCCGAUGAAGAGGACAGUGAAGAAGACGAAGAGGUGUUGAGACUGGUCAGAUGUGGGAAAAAGAGGAGUUUGGAAAACGCAGCACGCAGGAGCUACAGAACGAACAAGAACGAGGAAGACGAAGGACAAAUGAGCAGAACGGUUCUGGAAACGCGUAUGGCUCAGCAUGGUGUCAAAAACCUGCCUGAUGAUCCGUCCCUGUCCUCCGUGUAUGCCUCAUGUCUGAGCAGCCAGCCCCGAGUUAACAUCGAAAAACUGUCCCUGACUUCUGUUAGCACUCACACAGGAGACGAAGCCUUCGACGAGCAGCAGCAGCAGACUCCGAGGAGAAAAUCACCGGUGAAAGCCCCCUCGCAGAAACCUCUAAAGCCUGACUCUAGUUUUCCAGGCUUUCACGACAAAGAAAAUCGACCUACGUUACCAGAUAUGAGCAGAUCUGCGACACGACCACGACACAACACAGAGCCACUGGCCCCUCCAGGAGACAGCGAAGACUAUGUAGCCGAUUCUGAGGAUGAAGCCACCAAGAACUUCAAAGUCAGGCUCUUUGUCAAGCGUUACUAUAAGACCAAACAUGGCACAUACGUUCCUACUCUUCGGGAGUUCUGGAAACCUGGGAUGAACCGACGGAACUUACUGUCUUCCACCAGCAAACGCAGAUGAUGACGCAGAUGUUCCCAGUGGAUUCUGACGGUGCCAUAGUCUGUGAUUUCACCACAGCUGUCUACAUUUGUUGAAUCAUGUUGAAACGUACUUGAAUCAUGUUAAGUCUUAUUUUUAACAAGUGCUUUGAAAUCAUGAAAACAAGCCCAGAUUUUUUUAGUCAUAAUUAUGGUACCUGUACAUAAAGACCAGAAAAUAUGUGGUUCAUUCUUCAGUUAAUAAUGAAUUUGAUUUUACUUCUUUAAGAUCUACAAAUAAUGAUAAAUAAAGGUAAUGAAAUGU
Molecule: messenger RNA, 2280 nt
Organism: Sphaeramia orbicularis (orbiculate cardinalfish)
Lineage: Eukaryota; Metazoa; Chordata; Actinopteri; Kurtiformes; Apogonidae
Gene: tinf2
Product: TERF1 (TRF1)-interacting nuclear factor 2
Exons: 10
Coding region: 313-1998 (561 amino acids)
Biological process (GO): telomere capping; regulation of telomere maintenance via telomere lengthening
Cellular component (GO): shelterin complex
Molecular function (GO): telomeric repeat DNA binding
Source: RefSeq, a predicted model, not a curated record